Messenger RNA from Plenodomus lingam JN3, 168 nucleotides. The record is from RefSeq and is a predicted model, not a curated record. Lineage: Eukaryota; Fungi; Ascomycota; Dothideomycetes; Pleosporales; Leptosphaeriaceae.
AUGGCGGUACUGGGAAUCGACUUCAAGGAAGUCAGUCUUUGUUACAAGCAGUACUCAAUGUUGUGGAAUAUACAUACACCCAGGCUGGCGCGGAUCGAAGAUCAGAAGCACACAGGCUUCGCCGAACCACAACGCGACGUCAUACCACUAGACCAUACCACCGAUUGA